Messenger RNA from Plasmodium reichenowi, 414 nucleotides. Its product is annotated as acyl carrier protein. Gene Ontology annotation, molecular function: acyl carrier activity; acyl binding. Gene Ontology annotation, cellular component: mitochondrion. The transcript is spliced from 3 exons. NCBI's taxonomy places the organism in Eukaryota, Apicomplexa, Aconoidasida, Haemosporida, Plasmodiidae. Bases 1 to 414 code for a protein of 137 amino acids. Gene Ontology annotation, biological process: fatty acid biosynthetic process. The record is from RefSeq and is a predicted model, not a curated record.
AUGAAGAUCUUAUUACUUUGUAUAAUUUUUCUAUAUUAUGUUAACGCUUUUAAAAAUACACAAAAAGAUGGAGUGUCCUUACAAAUAUUAAAAAAGAAAAGAAGCAACCAAGUGAAUUUUUUAAAUAGAAAAAAUGAUUACAAUUUGAUAAAAAAUAAAAACCCACCUAGCUCUUUAAAAAGUACUUUUGAUGAUAUUAAAAAAAUUAUAUCAAAGCAAUUAUCAGUAGAAGAAGACAAAAUACAAAUGAACUCAAAUUUUACCAAGGAUUUGGGGGCUGAUAGUUUAGACCUCGUUGAAUUAAUUAUGGCACUUGAAGAAAAGUUUAAUGUUACUAUUUCUGAUCAAGAUGCUUUGAAAAUUAACACAGUUCAAGAUGCUAUAGAUUAUAUAGAAAAAAAUAAUAAACAAUAA